AUGAAAAUAUAUUGUCUGAAAGCACUGUGUGAUAUACCAUACUUGGACAAUAUAUUGUCAAUUUUUGACUUGACAGUUUAUCUGUGUGGUACCAUUGAUCAAGUUACCUCCUUACAAAGAAGAGCAAGACGCUGGCGUAUUUACCAAAGGAGGUAUAACAAUUGGUCUGAACAAGUCAGGUCUGGUAUUCAUCCUUCAUCCCAGCAACAACAAGAUGGAGAUCAAGCAACAAGUGAUGUUCACAAGGAUACUGGAGUAAGAUAUGCUCCCUAUGCCAUUCCAUCCUGUCAUCGGAGAGGCAAUUUUCAGAAACAAGACGAAACCCAUGUUAACAAGGAGACAGAGCAAAAGCCUCCAGAGAGACGAAUGGAGAGAAACAGGCAGGAUGAGACCUUGGGGAGCUGGUUCAAGACCACAAUUCCCUUCGGUAUUCAAUAUGAUGAGAAGUGGCUGCUGAAUUUGAUUCAGAAGCAAUGCAGUGUCCCCUUCACCCCAGUCGAAUUUCACUAUGAGAAAAUGCAGGCCCAGUUCUUCGUUGAGAAUGCCAACAUUGCCUUCGCACUGAAGAAUGUCAACGGCAAGAUUUACAAUGAGGCUAAUGAAAGGAUAUCUAUCUUUGUUGAUCCCUGUGAUGCACCCCACUCUGUGCUGAAGGAGCUGAGGUCAGAAAAGGUGGAGCAGAUAAAGCUGCCCGUGAAGGAACGACACGAUGCCUCCCAGCAAUCUCUUGACAUCCAGAGGCUCCGCUCUGACCCUGACUUGAUGACCCGUGAUACUGGAAUGCCGCGAAACCCUAGAAAUGGCAUGGCCGCCUCCCUGCAGAUCCAUCCAGGGAAUAUGCCCAAGCUUUUGCCCUUGGAGCUGAGCAAUAAGAAACCCUACCAGCUGCAUGGCCUGUCCAGCUCUAUGCCGAAUGCUUCCAACACCAAGAACUUGAACCUCUCCAACACUGAGGUGAAGUCUGCAGGGGAGAUGGACAAGGGUGAGCGGCUGGAGCCAGAAGGGAUGUGUGCAGACAGAAACCCCCUGUGCACCAGCUUCCCUGAUAAGUCAACCAACAUAAGCUCCAUCCUGGAAUUGUUCCCCAAGUUACUAACCUUGGGCGGCCAGGAGACAUCCCCACUGGCUAAGUGUGGUAUUGAAGCCUGCAAGCGCUUACCAACCUGCAAGGGCAGCUACUUUGGAUCUGAUGAGCUGAAGAGCCUAGUCCUGCAAUUCCUGCAGCAGUACUACUUGAUCCAUGACUAUGGAGACCGACAGGGUCUCGUGGGUGCUUAUCACGAGCAGGCCUGCUUCUCCCUGACCAUUCCCUUCCACCCCGAGGACCCAGCCCCAAGCAGCUUGUGCGAGUACUUCAAGGACAGCCGGAAUAUGAAGAAGCUCACGGACCCCCACCUGCGGGUCCAGCUGCUGAAGCACACAAAACAUGACAUUGUGCACACCCUCUGUGUGUUGCCCAAGACUCAGCAUGACUUCAACUCCUUCGUGGUGGACACGUGGUCCCAGACGGAAACGAUGCUCUGCUUCUCUGUCAGCGGGGUGUUCAAGGAAGUGGAAGGAAGUUCUCAGGGCUGUGUGCGUGCCUUCACCCGGACCUUCAUCGCUACCCCUGCCAGGUACUCCAGUCUGUGCAUCGUGAAUGACGAGCUGUUUGUGAGGGACGUCAGCCCCAGUGAGACCCAGAGUGUGUUCUCCAUCCCAGUGCCUACGCCCACCUCCAGCUCCAUGCACACCCUCUCCCAGGAGCAGCAGGACAUCAUGCAGGCAUCUUCCACCCGACCUGAGGUGAACCGCUGGUGUAAUCAGAAGUGA
Balaenoptera ricei (Rice's whale) is the source of this 1812-nucleotide messenger RNA. Its product is annotated as nuclear RNA export factor 3-like. The coding region runs from base 1 to 1812 and encodes 603 amino acids. Lineage: Eukaryota; Metazoa; Chordata; Mammalia; Artiodactyla; Balaenopteridae. Gene Ontology annotation, biological process: poly(A)+ mRNA export from nucleus. Gene Ontology annotation, molecular function: RNA binding. Gene Ontology annotation, cellular component: nucleus; cytoplasm. The transcript has 21 exons. The record is from RefSeq and is a predicted model, not a curated record.